AUCACCAGAAACCCUCAAUUUCCAAAAUGUCUCCCACUUUAGAGAGCUAACCAAUUCCAAAAUUCAAUGGCAUUUCUAAGCAAGAGUCUGUAUAAGUUCCUUAGAGGUGUUCCUAACCAAUGGGUAGGGUGCAGUGUUUCCCUAGAACCUUUAGAUGAGCUCUAGCCUGAAAUGGAGCUUUUGCCUCAACUUGGCCAGAUUUAAGUAUCUUAUUCUAGACUCUCAGGAUAAUCAGUUUCUUAAAGUCACUCUGUAUUUCAGGGUAUCAGUAGGCAACCAAUGUCCUGAAAUGUGAUAACUUGUAUCAGGGGUGAAGCUGGAGAGAAACAGGCUUUUUCCUAACUUAUUUCGAUAUCAUUAGAUGUACAUAAAUGCAGGUUCUGAUUUCCUAGAGACUAACUAUCCCACUUUCUUGUACUUUUGGCAUCAUUUAUAAGAGACAGAAAAAUUGUAUUGGGGUCUGGUUAUUAUCUGGAAUACAGAGGAACCCAAAAUUCUUUUUUCCCCUGAGAACUGCUGCUUUCUUUCUCACAAUUCCAUCUAUACUUUACAAGGUUAGGAGACGUAAAGAUUAUGGAAAGAGGACCAAAAGUGGUGUUGAUCCUGUUAGCCUCGGCAGUACAGUUUCUAGGAGUAGCUAUACGCAUUAUUUGUGUUUGAGAGUUGGGGUCCUACAAUAGGUACCACAAAUGCUCAUGAGCAAACAGAACUUGAUGGCCAAAGAUAGAGGAUCUAAGAAUGAAAGGGCCCUGAUGGUAGUGAUGUUUGAAGCAAGCAUCAAGAUCAUUAUCCAGCUUUACCAAUCAGAGAGCUGAAAGGCCACAUCUAAAGAAGGAGCCCAGAAGCAGAAGGAGUUGCUAGUAGAAGGCAAGGUCUUCAGCUCAGGAAUCAAGGGUUUGUUAUGAGAUAAACAAGAAGACGGUGAGACAAGGAAAGCAAUAGUUUGCUAUACUCACUUUCAUAGUCAAAUGAGUAUUUUAAAACUUGGCUCUAUAUAGCUAUCUAUGGUCUCCAAGUUCCCUCAAAUUCUCUUUGAUUAGAGAAUUACCAACAGUAUUGCUACUCUUAAUAUCUUCUAUGAUGAAUACUCAUUAAGUUGAAUUAAAGUGGAUAAGAGCUAUAAAAUUACUAUAAUGCCCCCAUCAUAAUGGUAUCCAUUUUGGUUCCAUCUUCCAUUCAGGUCUAUGUCAGAUUUUGUUUGUGACUUUAUAUACCAAUUAAAAAACAUUUAUUAAGUGUUUUCUAUAUGUCAGGCAAUCUAUUAAUCUCUGAGGAUACAAAAAUGGCAAAAACAGUUCCAUCCCUCAAAGAGGUUACAUUCUAAUAGGAGACUGGCAGCAUUUUCACUAUAUUAUGUAGUGAAAAUUUAUUCAUUCAUUCAACAAAUAUUAAUUUAACACCUAUUAUGUUCCAGGUAUUGUCCUAGCUGCUGGGGAUACAAAAACAGAAAUGAAACAUAUCUUGACUUCAAUAUGCUAACCUCUUUUUACUUAGAUCUCACUUUAGACUUCCUUAUAGCUACAAGGAAAGCACUGAGCCAGUGCAAAAUAGGAUAUGAAUUAAACCUCCUCAUAGAUUUCCCUCUAUGGAAUACUCUUCAAAACCAUGGUAAAAUUCAGAAAUGUCUCCCCUCUUCCUCUUAUCCUAAUUUAAGUUUUUAUUUUAAGACACUCUGAGACGUGUAGAUUGUGUCUACACACUCAAAGUGAAGUGGUAAAUUGAAGCAAUUAUAUGGAUGAUUCAAGGAGAAAAAAAAACAUUCUUGCCUUAAUUACUAGGAUAUCUUUGGCUAAAAUUAUUUUGUCUUGAAUUAUGUAGAUAAUCCAGAUAAUUCAACUAGGGCUCUAUUCUAGUCCCGUGUCAUGGCAUAGGGGUGACCCAAACUUCUUAUACAAGCAGACCCAUAAACUCCAGCAGAUCCUACCAAGCUGGGAAAGCUUCUAGUACGAAUCCAGUGAAGAGACUAUAUUUGUCUCUUCAGCCUGGGUAACUUUGGAGAGACUCAUCACCAACAAGAUUAGCUUACUAGGUAGUAAGUUUUCCUCCACUAAGAUGGAUACAGGUGGUAGUAGAAGGAUCUUUCCCUACCAAUAUGACCACAAAUUCUGGAAGUAUUCAUAUGUGUAUGAAAUCUGUAUAUAAUCAGAGUUGUAUACUUAUGGAAGAAACCUUAUAAUUAUUUAACUUGUUAUUAUAUUAGUUUGCCAGUGAGAAAAACUGAGACCAAUAUAUGAGAUGACUUCUUCAUGGAUGCAUAACAGCAAAGCCCAAACUAGAGCCUGGGUCUCCUGACUUUUUUUCUUUCUGCAACCCAAAUGCCAAUUGCUUCAGUUUUUCUACUAUAUUUAUUUAGUGUGUAUGUCAGAAUAUUAAUAUUUCUCCAUAGUCUUGUCGGGGUAGUUGAAUUUCCUUUCCAUUGCUUGCUUUCCUAAAAUAUUAUUUUUGAUAGUGUUUUUUAAAAACCCUUACCUUCUGUCCUAGAAUCAAUACUAUGUAUUAGUUCCAAGGUAUAAGGGUGGUAAGGGCUAGGCAAUGAGGGUUAAGCAACCUGCCCUGAGUAACACAACUAGGAAGUGUCUGAGGUCAGAUUUGAACCUGGGACCUCCUGUCUCUAAAUCCACUGAGCCACUUAGCUGCACCUUGGUAGUGUUUUAUUUCCGGUCUGGACAAGUGAUUGAUUGAAAAAGACUAAAAUAGUAGCCCUGGUUCUGGAAGAGUUUUUUCUGUAGUUAGUUUUGUAGAUGUAUGUAGGGCCGGUUGCUCUAUGUAACUGCUUUUUGUCUCUGAGGGCUGCACUUUUCAGAAAUAUUGUGUGAAGACUAAUCCCAUUCCCCAGCUCUCUGGUCUGAGUCUUAGCCCCUAGAGAUGGGCAGCCACCCCUCUCAGACACUGCACAAAGCAGCAGGGACUGUAGCCAGUGUAUAUAGACUGACAUCUAUGAGGUUUCAUGGGGCACCUUAUAUUUUCUCUCUUGGUCCAUGCCUUCUUCAGACGGGCAGGUGAAAGAUAAGGAGCCUAAGUGACUUGCCCACAAUAGUCAGGGCAUCAGUGAAAUGGUAAUGUUGAUAUUAGGAAUCACAGUCUCUGAGUUUCUAGGUCAUUGCUUACUCCCACUGAGUCAUGCUGCCUCUUUUUUGUCUUUCGCUUUGCCCCCUUCUAAUUCCUUCAUUUGGCCAGAGCUGGCUUCUUUUAGAAGUCCUGCAGAACUGGCUUUGCCUGCUGAUUGACAGAAAACUUUGGUUAAUGACUUUCUCUGAGAAGUAAGAGAGUUCAAUGAAAGCGUUCGAGAUUGGUAUAUGAAAAGGAAAGGGGGGAAUUAAUUUCAACUCCUGCCUUUGAAUUGGAUGUAGCUGGAUGGAGGGGAAAAAUCAAAUCCCUCCAAACAUUUGCCCGAAUAAAUGGAGAGACUGCUGCUUUCUGUUUCAACCUCUCCAGGGGGGGUCACAAAGUUGUUUCUCACCCCCUACUUCUCCUGUGCCCCUUGCCAACCACCCCCCUGCGCCCGAGCAAGGCAUGGGGAUUUUUCGAAAGGAGGGAGACCUUGGAAAGACAUCUCACCAUCUGUUUCCUGCUGUGGCUUUGUUUGAAAUGACUUGGUGCCCUUUUUAUUGAAAUCACAGUUUAUCUGUGAAGUACAGAUGUUGGAUGCAGAUGAGUGUAUGUUCCCGGCCUCUUUACAUUAUGCUCAUUUGAAAUGCAGUCCCUCCCUUCGCUCCUCCCUGCCUCCCCCUCCCAAAUUACGAGUUUAAUAAAGGCGAACUAUCCUGCUUCGGGAACUAACCAUCCUGUGCUUCCAAACCGUCUUUUGGAUCCUGAGAAGUAUUUAUGGGGUGUUGAAGAAACACAAGGGAAGCCGGAAAGAGCUCUUUGCUAGGUAGAAUCCUCUGACUCGUCAUCCACUAUCAAGAAGGCUCUUCCAAGUGACUGAAGCAGGGAAGCCGAGCCAAUCAGAGGGCUCUUUCCUGGCUCUGUCAUCAGUCCUUGGUUGGGGAAGGGUUUUGCUUUUAUGCUCUGUAUUUGGAAGGCAGAUAAAAUGCCAGGUCUGGACUGCCUCUAGGGAUAACCUUUCCCUCUAGGAUGUGAAGGAGUAGCAUCUUGGCUGGAGAAUCCACAGAAAAUUGAUAAGGCAGGCUCAGUUCUUCAGCAUAGGCCUUUUCUACCUUUUGACCCAGCUGGGGUUUUGUAGCAAUUUUGCUUUUGCCCUGAAAGAGGUGCUUUGGAUUAUCAGAGCUCCAUGUACGACAAUUUGUACCUGCAUGGAUUUGAAGAUUCGGAGGCGAAUAAUGUGAUGUGUUACCCAAGAUGGUGUGAACAGAGCUUCAAGCCAAUGGAGAAGACUAGGCCUAAAUAGCUGUGCCGAUGAAGUGAAAAAUACAGCCACACCUGGAGUAUUCCCAUCCUCAGCAGUCAUUCUCAGUGCAAAUGCAUUUAUGGCUGGUUCAGCGGAUUCCUAUACAAGUAGACCAUCUGAUUCAGAUGUAUCCUUGGAAGAGGAUAGAGAAGCCAUUCGCCAGGAAAGAGAACAACAAGCAGCUAUCCAACUCGAAAGAGCAAAGUCAAAACCUGUAGCAUUUGCUGUGAAAACGAAUGUGAGUUAUUGUGGAGCUCUAGAUGAAGACGUCCCAGUUCCAAGCACUGCCAUCUCCUUUGAUGCCAAGGACUUUCUGCACAUUAAAGAGAAAUAUAAUAAUGAUUGGUGGAUAGGACGGCUGGUUAAAGAGGGCUGUGAAAUUGGCUUCAUUCCAAGUCCACUUAGACUGGAGAAUAUCCGAAUCCAGCAGGAGCAGAAAAGAGGACGCUUUCAUGGAGGGAAAUCAGGUGGCAAUUCUUCUUCAAGUCUUGGAGAAAUGGUGUCAGGAACAUUUCGAGCAACGCCUACAUCAACUGCAAAACAGAAGCAAAAAGUGACGGAGCACAUUCCCCCUUAUGAUGUUGUACCAUCUAUGAGGCCGGUUGUAUUAGUGGGGCCAUCGCUGAAAGGUUAUGAGGUGACAGAUAUGAUGCAGAAAGCCCUCUUUGACUUCUUGAAGCACAGGUUUGAUGGGAGGAUAUCUAUAACGAGAGUGACAGCUGACAUUUCUCUUGCUAAGAGGUCUGUCCUAAACAAUCCCAGCAAGAGGGCAAUAAUCGAGCGGUCAAAUACACGAUCCAGCUUAGCUGAAGUACAAAGUGAAAUUGAAAGAAUCUUUGAAUUGGCAAGAUCCUUGCAACUGGUUGUCCUCGAUGCAGAUACUAUCAACCACCCAGCACAACUUAUAAAGACUUCCUUAGCACCAAUUAUUGUCCAUGUUAAAGUUUCAUCCCCAAAGGUUUUGCAACGGCUGAUUAAGUCUAGAGGAAAGUCCCAAAGUAAACACUUAAAUGUCCAAUUGGUGGCAGCUGAUAAACUUGCACAAUGCCCCCCAGAAAUGUUUGAUGUAAUUCUGGAUGAAAAUCAGCUUGAGGAUGCAUGUGAACAUUUGGCAGAAUACCUGGAGGCAUACUGGCGUGCUACACACACAACAAGUAGCACCCCUAUGACACCUCUCCUUGGAAGAAAUUUGGGCUCCACGGCACUUUCACCAUACCCCUCUGCAAUCUCUGGAUUACAGAGCCAGCGCAUGAGGCACAGCAACCACUCUACUGAGAACUCUCCAAUUGAAAGACGAAGUCUGAUGGCCUCUGAUGAAAAUUAUCACAAUGAAAGGGCCCGGAAGAGUAGGAACCGCUUGUCUUCCAGUUCCCAACACAGCCGAGAUCAUUACCCUCUUGUGGAAGAAGAGUACUCUGACUCAUAUCAGGACACUUAUAAACCCCAUAGGAACCGAGGAUCACCUGGGGGAUAUAGCCAUGAUUCCCGACAUAGGCUUUGAGUUUAAGAACCUGGGGGGUGGGGGGAAAUAGUAUUCAUCAGUUGACAAUUCGCCAUAACAUAACUAGGACAAACUAAUCAUCUUAAGUUGGAAGGCCAAGCACAGUAUUUGCUGUGUUUAUAAGCUGCUGCCAUUUGAUGGUAGGUAAAGGGCAAAAAAAAAUAAUAAUUGUACAUCAAGCCCUAAUGUUAGAGAGAAAUUAGAUGCCCAAUCAUAUAGGUUUUUUUGUUUUGUUUUUAGUGUGACAUUUACAUCAUAACUACCUUUUUCUUCAUUAGGUAUUAGACAUCAGUUUGUAAUUUAGGGUACUUAUCAAGGCACAUAUAAAAUAAUUUCCUGUGCUGGAAAUUCCAAAUGACCAGUUCCAGUUGGAACCAAUUUAUAAACCAAUUCCUGUUGGAAUUUGGGUGAAUCGACUAGAAAGUCUACUCGAGAAUGUUGCAACUGAUUGAAAAUUUUAAAAAAUGUUAAUGAAUAAGAAAAUCACAAUGUUCAAUACAAGCCAAAAAAAAAAAUAGCUACAGUAUUUAUUUGCUGGAAGCUAAAUUUACACUCAAGGUUGGAAUACAUAAACAUUUUACUCUUUGUUAACAUUUCCAGAAUGGCUUUUUCAGAUUUAACCAAAUGUAAAAUGUUGAGAGUGCCAAAAAAAUCAAAUUAAUGCAGCAGUCACACACUAUUCAUAGGAUUUUUUUUGUUGUUUUUUCCCUUGGCAAGGCUGCUGCUAUCAAAGCAUUUUUCUUUAAGUUUCAUCACAACCAUUAUUUCGGUAGAAGUUGGUAUUGAAAAUUAGUAUUUUUUUCAGCAGUAGGAAAGAGAAUGGCAUGAACAAAACUAAAUAUUACUGGUAUUAUGAAAUGUAAGAUGGGUUAUUGUCCUCCCUUUGAUCAAUCUGAGCACAAAUACACAUGUCCAGGAAUAUAAUGUGACCUAGGAAAAAAUGUGACAUCCUCUCAUUUGCAUUUCCUUCUAGGGGGAAAUUGAUCCAUUCCAGAAAUCACAAACAUAAAUUCAGUACUUACCUGCCAGCACAAUUGAGUACCUUUCCACUGCAUCAUCUAGUCUGUCUCUGAAUGUCUGAUUGUCCCAGCCCUAAAUACAUAUAUAUGUACAUGUGUGUACAUAUAUUUCUUCAUAACCACAUUCAGAAAGAUUUUUUAAAGUAGUUACUUUCAAUUUUGAUAUUGAAAGCAGUGUUUAUAUAAAAUGAUGCUAGUAAAUAAUUUUUUUGAAAUGAAUGAUCAGAUUAAAGAGCUUGCAAUAAAAAUAAACAUAGAAUCAGAAAUACCUGCUCACUAAAAUGAUAGUGCUGACAUUUUAAUGCACAGAAUUAUAUUGUGAAGAAUUUGGAAAUGAUGCUGCCUUAUUUCUAAUGAGCACUCCUUUUCACCUACUGAGACUUCACAAUUUUUCCAGUGGAUACAUUUAUGUAAUUGGGGACCUUGUGUCUUACAUUAUCAAAGAAGCCUUAGAUCCAGUAUGAUCCAAGAAAUUAUUGGAACUGACCAUUUUAUACAACACACCAAUGUCUAUAAAGCAAAGAAUUAUUUCUAAAAGUCCAAAAUGCAUGCAUUUUCUAAAAGCCUGACAGGACCAAGCGUAAAAAUCCUUUUAUACUGGUUCGUGUCAUGAGACCUAUUUUUGAAAAAUGAUAAUUAUUAAUUUUAUAUUAUCUUAUUUUCUUCCCCAAGCAUCUUAAUAUUUAAGCUGUCAAGGCUUACCAUACCAAUUGAGUAAUUUUCCUGAACAUGAUGAUAUCUUAUGUUUUCUGGAUCAGUUACGAAGAUUUUGACAUCCCCUACAACUCCCUUCACCAUGUCCUUCCCCACCUUCCCUUCUCCUCUUGUUCACUGUGCACAUCUCAUAAUUACCAUGGUUAGCUUAUAAUAAGGAUAAUUAUUAAUCAUUUAACUCAUUUCAGUCAGUUGAUACAACUCAAAAAUGGCGUUCAGUAACCUAGAACAUUAACAGAUGCAGCACUGAUUUUUAGGGUUGUUUUGCCAUCUCUAGAGAAGUAUAUAGAUGAUUGGGACCAUCGGUGAAGACACUCAAAAGAGCUGCAUCCAUUAAUAAUUGAACAAAAAUAUAAUCUGACAUGUUUUCACUUUAAUUCAUAGCAUAGAAGAGUAUUGUCCAAUAAUUUAAAAUAUUUAUCACAUGUACAGCACUCAUAUUUGCAUGAGAAAGAAAACACUAGGCAAAACAUUUUUCUAUAAGCUUUACCAGUUUUUGUUUGUGUGCAUUAAAGUAUUACUUGCAAAAAGUACACUAAGAUGUAUAAUUCUAGACUAGACAGCUGUUUAGCUUUAUUCUGUAGUAGAAUUAGCUAUCUGAUCAUUUAGCUGCUUGAAGAUAUUUACAUUUUAUGGCAGGUAGCUACAAAAGCAUUUAUCUAUAUUUUUUAGACAAACAAGAUGACAGCAUUAUUUCCAGUUUUUUUAAAGUGCUUUAUUUUCAAAACCUCUCAAAGUCUUGUUUUUGAGUCUUUCGUGUCAUGCUAAUAAAGAGGUCCAUUUAAUCAUUACACAUGCACAAAAGCAAUUGUUGUAUCAAGUGCCAAUAAUACUUUUGUUUUCCAUUCUAAUCCCAAAGUGAACAAUUUUGGAAAGGGUACCAUGUAUAUUUUCUUGAAUGACCCUAUUUCAAUAUUUCCCAUAAUUUAGCAUAUUUAUUCCCCUCCGCUUUGUGUAUAAGAAGCUUUUUAUCUCCAAAUGAACAACUGGCCAGUUUUCAAACUUCAGUGAUUGUGUAAAAAUGACACUGACUAGAGGUCAGACAGUGAAAUGAUUCAUUUCUGGAAAGCACUAUCAUGCACUUUUUUUUAAACAAACCGCAAACACCUUGUUAUUGCUUAAUUUGAAAAGAGUUCAUUUAUUUUUAAAAGUUAACAUUUUAAUAAGCAGGGAAAAGGAUAAGCACUGCGAUGUUUGGGGGCCAUUUUUAACUCAUUCUUUAGAGUUAUAAUAUAUAUUAGAACUUUAACGAUGUCAACCAGCUGUCUUGUGAUAUAUAUUAUGCAAUGGUUUCAUGUGACAUUGUGGAUUUAAUGUAGUCCUGACUGAAUAGAAAUCAUGCCAAUUUGCCAAUUCUAAUGUUGACUUUAAUGGUUAUAAUAUGACUAUAAAACAAGAGUAAGCAGUUAACUGCUUAACUCCAAUACAUAAAGCAGAACCUAGACAUAUUUAUAAGUGAUUAAUGGUUAUUUGUUACCUUUAUAAGUUUUUAUUGGGAAACCACUAAGGUUGAUAAUAAUUUAGAUUCAUGUACCAUGCUAAUGUGACAAUCUUAAUGACAUAAGCAAGUUAAGACAUUGCACUUAGACCCCAGGGAGACAGAUUGUUUCUUUUUUCAUUUAGGACAAAUUCCUGAGAUAAUUAUUUAUUCCCUUCUAAUAGGUUUGUUUUGUUUUCCCUUCAAUUUGGGGGCAAAAUAUAUUUUUGGAAUCUGUUAACCUCUUCUUACCUGCAUACUUGAAACUUUUGUUAUUACCAUUAAGGAGCUCAUAAUUCAGGAAAGGGGAGGGAGAGACAAGGGGUCCAAGAGGGAAAAGGGAAGUCAUCCCAAAAGUAGGUUUCCAAUUUAAAAUCUUGAAAGCGAACAUAUCAUGAAAAUUCUAUUGAAACCUAGGGGAUAUCAGUGAAGAGUGCUUCUAGGUGACCUUAAUCUGCAUGCUAGUAGCAUAUCUCUUAGUUAUAAAACUUUAUUUUGAUGUUUGCUGAAACUUACAAAAAGUUGUAGCCACUAGAGUAAUUUGACCUAUAUAUUGCUAUUUAUACUACCUCUUUGCUACAGAAGACAGCCUGUCUUUAAGAAAAAAUUUGCCAAUAAGUAGUGAUGAAAUCUUUACUAUUGCUAACCUUGUUGCAAAGCUAAAUGCAUUUUAUAUGCUUAGUUCUCCUGUUUUCCUCGAAAUCUUAAAGCUCUCUUUCCAACUAACUCUCUUCAGUAUUUUAUUCCUUCCUCCCUAGGGUUCUUUGCAUCCAGUAAAAGGUUACCCUUAGACUCAGAAUCUGUUUGAUAAGCAAAUCAUCAUAGGAAGUGAGAAAAAAACAACCCUAUUUAAGUAGUUUAAUUCUCUGUAAUCACUGUACUGCUCCCCUCAAAAAAGAGAGAGAGAGAGAAGCAUUUGUAAGUCCAGACAGAGUAGUUUUCAUAUUUUAAAUUUUUAUGUUCUUCUUGAUUGCAAAUUCAGAACUUGCUGGGCCUUUUACUACUCGUGUUGACCUUUAGGGCAUACGUUACUCAUUUACUGUGUAAGGCUUCACAUAAUCUUGGCUUGUCCAUUUCAUCAGAACAUACUACAUAUUUUCCAGCAUUAAUUAAAUGUUCCUUAGCCUUUUUAAAAUUUGCUUUUAAAUUCCAUGACCAUGUUGCAUGUGGUUCUUCAUUUUUUUGUUAUGAAAUCAUCUAUAACUCACCUAUGAAUAAUAUAAAUGAAAACUCUUCUGAGUAGUAAGAGUACUUAAAAAUGCUACUAGUACCAAUCGGACUAGUAACCCAACUUUAUCGUGCAGGCUGUGACCUUUUUGACUAAUUUAACCAACCAAAAGAGUUGACAAUAUAACAAUUGCCAAAUGAUUAUUUUGACUUUAGUUUUUUAAUGACUUCAGCCAGUCAAAACUAAAAAUUGGUUUGUGCACACUGACAAAGUCACCACAUCUUUGAAAUGUAUGAUUAUUUUGGAAAUUCUUCUUCUUUUAUUUGUAUACUUUUUCCUCAAAGAACUUAUUGCAACUAUUCAGUGAGUCUUCUUGAUGCUUAUUUCACCAUAAAUACUUUAUGGUUGUUUUCUUUUUUUUUAAAGGAACAUUUUGGUAGUAGAAUAGAAAAUAUAUUAUCAAAUGAACUUGUACAAAGGGCUGUAUACUCUAUUUGCAAUGAAAAUCAUAUAAAUAAGAUUGAAUGACUAUAGGGUUUUUUCUGAUUUGGGAAACAUAUUCACAUAUAUGAAACUUUCCCUUUGCUUCUUUUGACCACCACGAAGUGAGAGGGGACAGUAGAAAACUUCUAAAAUGCAUUUACUGCAAUUGAGGAUACAUUUGGUAGUUCCUUUCUCAAAACUUAGAAAGGAUUAAAGAGAGACUGUCCAUAGAAACAAGAGGCUGAUCUCUAGCUUUACAAUACUUUGGACAUUUUCUUGGUCUACUUCAAGCACUUAAAAUUUUCAACUAACGGCUACUAAAUAUACUUGUUUAGGGCCCAGUCCUGAUACUUACAUGCCAUUUACACACAAAACUCUCACUGAAAUCAGUCUGAGUUCUGUCUGAAUAAGGGAUGUAUUCGAGAAGCAGGAUCAUUAAUGCUAUAUUGUUGCAUACUAUUUUUCAUAUGCCUUACAAAUAUUUUCUGGGACAUUAUUAAAAGAAAAGCAUUUUAUUGCCAAAAUAAACCUUUGUUGUUACUUCUAAUCUGUAUUAGCACUAGAAGAUCAAGUUAUGUAGCAAAUACAUAUAUUGUACAGUACGAAAUUAUAAAAUAUAUAUUUUACCAAUAAUAUGAAAAUAGAGCAAGGAGAAAGAAGCACAUUUGUUAUAGCACAAAUUUAAACAAUCCACUGUUACAUUGGCAAUUGUAUUUUUGAAAAAGUAUAUAGAUUUAGUUCUAAAGUUUCAUCAGAGUUACUUCAUUUGCCAUCAUUUGCUGCCUGAUACUUUUCCAGCAAUUAAUUUCAUAGCCUUGCAAUCUGUGGAUGUAAAUGAUCUUAUUCCUUCAAACUGUAUUCCUUUCUGUGGAAAUAUCAUAAUUUAUUUUGUGAUAUGACAGCAUAUAAUAUUCACCAUUCUGAUUUCUUUCCCACCAAUAAAAACUUAUAAGUACAGGUGAGCUCUUAAUUAGUGCUCAUGUGUAUUUUUGGUAUGCUUAAGUGAUUUAACAUUUUCCUAGCCCAAGGUCUGAAUGAUCAAUAAAAAUGUCCCAACAAUGAAAUGGUAUUUAGGUAUUCUUUAAUUUGUCUUGCCUCUUAGUGCAGCUUUAUUUGGAAAAUACAAUUUAAACCUCAUUAGCUAUUUUGAAGAGAAAAGGUAAAAACUGAAAUAAAUGUUCAAAAGUAACACACUAAAAUACAGUACAAUUAUAUAAAAACAAUCCCCCUACCUAUAGGCCUUGGACUGUUUAUCUCCCAGGCAAUUGCCACAUUUCCUCUUAUAUGGUUAAAAAUUAAAUAUAUAUUGCCUUUAUUAAACCAAAACAGUUACAAAUAUUUCUUUUCUUAUUUUAUUUUUAGAUUCAUUUAUCCCCUCCUAUUUUUACUUCUAUAGAUGUGUGUAGCAUUCUACAAGGCAUGCUGGGUAAAAUAUACUAUGCAAAUGUGUACAGUGUUGCAUGUUUUGCUCUCCCUCUGCUUUAGUGGCUUUAAAGGAAAAAAAAAUGUGUUGUUAUUUUUGUGAACAGAAACAUUUAUCAGAGAAAAUGCAGAAUGCAUGCUUACAGUAUCCUAAUUUCUAUGGAUUUGUUUUAUGGGAUUUAGAUGUGUACAAAUCAACUGCAUUAAAAAAUUUUUCUUUUAUAUAAUAAAUGAAAAAAACAUUCAAA
Monodelphis domestica (gray short-tailed opossum) is the source of this 12383-nucleotide messenger RNA. RefSeq names its product calcium voltage-gated channel auxiliary subunit beta 4 (gene CACNB4). Gene Ontology annotation, molecular function: protein binding; voltage-gated calcium channel activity. The record is from RefSeq and is a predicted model, not a curated record. Lineage: Eukaryota; Metazoa; Chordata; Mammalia; Didelphimorphia; Didelphidae. Gene Ontology annotation, cellular component: voltage-gated calcium channel complex. Gene Ontology annotation, biological process: calcium ion transmembrane transport.